AUGGCUCCCUGGUCUCGACCCCACAGCUCGGUCAAGGCAAGGUCCACAGGCAGCAGAGAGUCUGAGGAUGAGCGUAACCCUACCCACCCCUGUGGAGGUCUGGUGCCCGUGUCAUGUCGCAUGCCUGGGUGCCCAGACGUCCUUGCCACACUUCCCCUGCUGGACAGUGGCAGGCCACUGGUGGGUAAGAACCCAGUGAAGACCGGUUGCCAUGUGGACCUCCUGCCACAGAUUCCAGCCAGCAUCCCCUUAAACAGCCUGGAGUUCAGACCUCAUACAGCUGAUCUGAGGCCUGUUUGCGACCUGUGGGACUGUGUCAACAACCUUAACAUACACGCCCAGAAACCAAAACCAGUGCCGUUAACAGCAAAAGAGGCCCUGAAAAUGUACAGAGAUAGGUUGAGUGAGUUUGAGCAAACCGAGAUCCAGAACUAUCCAGAGAUCUGGUUCCUUGGUCUGAAUGCUCGCAAGAUCAGCGCAGUUAAAGGGGCUCCACAGAACCACGGCUUCGAUGAUGGCAGCGGCACAUACAUUAAGGUUAUGCAUGACCAUAUCCAGUAUCGAUAUGAGGUCAUAGAGGUGAUUGGAAAAGGAUCAUUUGGCCAAGUCCUAAAAUGUCUUGACCAUAAAAGUAAAGAAAUGGUUGCCCUUAAAAUACUCCGUAACCAGAAAAGGUUCCACCACCAAGCUCAGCUGGAGGUGAAGAUAUUAAACAUGCUGCGCAAGAGAGAUCGUAACAAUAGCUCCAACAUCAUCCAGAUGAAAGAACACUUUGUGUUCCGAGACCACCUGUGUAUCACCUUUGAACUCCAGGGGAGUAACCUCUUUGAGGUCAUAAAGAAGAAUCGCUAUCAGGGCUUCAGCCUCAGCACUGUGCGGCGCUUCACCCAGUCCAUCCUGAAGAGUCUGCAGAUCCUGCACCAGGAAGGGAUCAUCCACUGUGACCUCAAGCCGGAAAACAUCGUGGUUAGCCAGAAUGGCUCAUACAGUAUCAAAGUAAUUGAUUUUGGAUCCAGUUGCUUCGAGCAUCAAAGAUUGUACAGUUACAUCCAGAGUCGUUUCUACCGCUCCCCUGAGGUCAUCCUGGGCUGCAGCUACGGCCUGGAGAUAGACAUGUGGAGCCUGGGCUGCAUCGCAGCUGAGCUGUACUCUGGCCUGCCUCUCUUCCCUGGGGAGAACGAGAAGGAGCAGAUCGCCUGCAUCAUGGAGGUCCUUGGACUGCCUCCUGACGAUAUGCUCAAGCAAGCUUUGAGGAAGAAGAAGUUCUUCGAUUCAAAAGGACACCCGAGGCACUACGCCAACAGCAAAGGCCAAGCUAGACUCCCUGGCACCAGAGAUCUGUCUGGCGUUCUGAUAUCCUCCGAUCCACUCUUCCUGGACUUCCUCAAGGGCUGCCUUACCUGGGACCCAAGGAAGCGCUUGACUCCAGACGAGGCUCUGCUGCACGACUGGAUCCUCGAGGGCCAUAACAGAAGCCAUGUUUCACUCCCCCAAUCCCUAUCCCGCCCCUCCCGGAGGACGGUGGACUUCUACAGCCCCACCAGGUCAGGAGCCACUCCAUGGAGGACCCUAGACAAGAGAGCCAAGCCCAGCUCUGGCAGAGCAGUGGUCAAGGUGGCAUCCAGGCAUCCAGCUAGUAGUGGGAGAGGGUCCACAAAGCAAGUAGGGGAAAAAUAUGCACCUUAUGGGUUGUCCAAACCAAUGGCACCAGCGACAAGGACCCCCAAGCCAUCGCUAGAGACAUUUUCUAUGCAGGGGGUCUUCGUCUCCUCAAAAUCGAUGAUUGCAGGGUCACCCCGGUAGCAAGGACAACAGGGGUAGAUC
This is a messenger RNA of Engraulis encrasicolus (European anchovy), 1824 nucleotides long. RefSeq names its product dual specificity tyrosine-phosphorylation-regulated kinase 4-like. Gene Ontology annotation, molecular function: protein serine/threonine/tyrosine kinase activity; ATP binding; protein serine/threonine kinase activity. Gene Ontology annotation, cellular component: cytoskeleton; nucleus; cytoplasm. The coding region runs from base 1 to 1803 and encodes 600 amino acids. The record is from RefSeq and is a predicted model, not a curated record. NCBI's taxonomy places the organism in Eukaryota, Metazoa, Chordata, Actinopteri, Clupeiformes, Engraulidae. The transcript is spliced from 13 exons. Gene Ontology annotation, biological process: peptidyl-serine phosphorylation; peptidyl-threonine phosphorylation.